This is a messenger RNA of Closterium sp. Yama58-4, 1251 nucleotides long. The record is from the annotation of a GenBank genome assembly. Lineage: Eukaryota; Viridiplantae; Streptophyta; Zygnematophyceae; Desmidiales; Closteriaceae.
AUGGACGACGCUGACGUCGUUGCGUGCUGCGGGUGCUUCGGCUUGCCCAGUCCCAGGACUCCCUCGACGCCCUCGAAGCGCUCGUUGUUUCGCGGGAAUGAUUCAGCGAGGCAAGAGCCUUCCUCUGGCCCGCCUCCCUUACGGCGCUUCUCCUAUCGCGAGCUAUACCAGGCAGCGGGGUACUUCAAUUCGUCCCUGCAGCUGGGCAAGGGCAGCUUCGGGACCGUUUUUCGCGGGCAGGUGGAUGAGUGGCUGGGAGAGCUGCCACGUGGCAGCAGGAGAGAGGUCGCGGUGAAGGUGCUUCACACAGAGAGCGUCAGGGCGUUUGAUGAUUGCCUGGCGGAGAUCCUAGUGCUGGGCGAUCUGAACCACCCCAACCUGGUGCGGCUGCUGGGGUAUUGCAUGGAGGACAGCCGGGCCAUUCUGGUGUACGAGCUGGUGGAGAGGGGCGACCUGCACCACUGGCUGCACCCCAAUGACCUCUCCCCAGACAGCCCGUGUCUGACAUGGGAGCAGCGGGUGCAGGUGGCAGUGGGCAUGGCAGAGGGCCUGGCAUAUCUGCACGGGCAGAACAUCAUUCACCGGGAUUUCAAGUCACAUAACGUGAUGCUGGACAGAGAGCUGAGAGCAAAGGUGACUGAUUUCGGCAUGGCCACACGGGGACCGGAGGAGGGCAAGACGCACGUGUCAACUCGCAUCAUGGGCACCCUGGGGUACCUCGACCCUGACUAUAUCGACACAGGUCACCUCACCCCACUAAGCGAUGUCUUCUCUCUGGGCGUUGUCCUCCUCGAGCUGCUCACCGGCCGCUCCCCCGCCACCACCGCCACCCACAACCGCCUCUUCCCCUGGAUCCACAAACAGCUGGCGCGAGGUAAAAAAGGGGGCGGGGGAGGCGGAGGGGGAGACUCAACAUCAGCAGCAGCGGCAGCAGCAGAAGCAGGUGAUGAAGAGCAGCAGCAGCAGCUGCAGGGGAAGAAGGCGGAUGGGUUUCACAUAAGCCAGGUGGUGGAUCCGCGGCUGAAGGGGCAAUUCUCCGCGAGUGCAGCGAGGAAAUUGUUGCUGGUGGCGCUGCAGUGUAGUCAAGAGGAGCCGAGCAAGCGCCCUGAGAUGAGCCGCGUGGUGCAGAGAUUGAGGGAGAUCGUUGUUGGUGGGGGAGGAGUAAGAGGAGCUGUAGGAGCAGGAGGAGCAGGAGUGCAAGGGGUGGCAGGGGGUGGGGUGGCAGUGGCAGGGGCAGGAGUUCAAAUGUAG